This is a messenger RNA of Xylaria bambusicola, 780 nucleotides long. Its product is annotated as putative N6-adenine methyltransferase-domain-containing protein. The transcript is spliced from 7 exons. Lineage: Eukaryota; Fungi; Ascomycota; Sordariomycetes; Xylariales; Xylariaceae. Bases 1 to 780 code for a protein of 259 amino acids. The record is from RefSeq and is a predicted model, not a curated record. Gene Ontology annotation, molecular function: protein-lysine N-methyltransferase activity.
AUGACUGGUGACACGGAAGAGUCCUUGACGCUCUCACCGGAUGCGCUGGCAGCGCUCACCCAAUUCUAUGCCGAGCGCGAUGCGCAAACGGAGAAAUUCGAGAAACUUAGGGCGCGGGCUGAAGCUGAUGAGGGUGCGCGGGGCCAGGUGGUGAACGAACCUGAGCCGGCCGCGGGUGAGCUCUCUAUCCAUACAUUUACCGAAGACUGGAACGAGUCACAGUUCUGGUACUCGGAUGAGACGGCGAACCUACUCGGCCACCAACUCCUCAUAGGCACGAGUGAUGAUUCGGUCGUCGCCGUGGUUUCUACGCCAAGCGUAUUCGUUGCGCUGCGGAAGAUCACGACCGCGGCUGGGUACACGGGUCCGAAGCCAAAGAUGUUCUUACUCGAGCACGACUAUCGGUUUGCUGUCUUCCCUGAGUUCGUCUUCUACGAUUUCGCGGAACCAUUCAAGCUACCCACACAUCUUAAGGGUGCUGUAGACAGGAUGAUAUGCGACCCUCCUUUCUUGAGUGAGGACUGCCAGACGAAAAUGGCCAUGACUCUGCGCUGGCUAGCACGGACUAAAACCGGCGCCGUAUCUACAGCUGAAACUAAGACCUUCCCGCGCGUCCUUAUCUGCACAGGCGAGCGGAUGGAGAAGCUCGUGAACCGGUUAUACAAGCCCUUAAACGUGGCCACGACGACAUACGAGCCUGUGCACAGCGGGCUGAAAAAUGAAUUCCGUUGUUAUGCAAACUUUGAGUGUGACGCGUGGAGGUGGCAAAAAGAGGCAUGA